Ictalurus punctatus (channel catfish) is the source of this 1052-nucleotide messenger RNA. Its product is annotated as interferon-induced protein 44-like. Lineage: Eukaryota; Metazoa; Chordata; Actinopteri; Siluriformes; Ictaluridae. The coding region runs from base 256 to 837 and encodes 193 amino acids. The transcript has 5 exons. The record is from RefSeq and is a predicted model, not a curated record.
UUCUAAAUUCUUGAAGAUUCCUACCGGUCAGUGGUAAGGCUUCAUUGGUCUUUCACUCUGCACUAAAGGGCAAAUUGCCUGUGUGUUAACACUUACUUCAGGGUGAAACUUUUCCACGAACGUCCUCCGGUUUGCUUGUUGUCCAGAAAAGCUUAAAGACUCACGCAGCCCAGCCAGGAGACGCCAAAUUGUCGUGAACAUUAGACAACACUCGCAGACUCGUCCUCUGAAGAAUUUGAUAAGCCAUGGAGGAUAAUGCCUUGGGGGUGCAAACGCUUCUUGGAGGAAAAACUGAGGAACUUUGAGCUCUGCAGUACUGAUGUUAAGUUUGUCAGGAUUCUGGUUGUUGGUGAAGUUGGAGCAGGAAAGUCCAGCUUCAUUAAUGCAGUAAAUAAUGCUUUCCAAGAGCGAAUCACCAGUGGGGCUCUUGUUGAUGGAAGAUCUGGAACCAGUUGCACAAAAAUUUACAAAACCCAUCAUAUCAAGGGGAAGGACGGCUCCCGUUUACCUUUUGUGUUCAAUGACGUCAUGGGACUUGAAUCUGCCAAUGGACAAGGCGUACAUGUAAAGGACAUCAUCUCAGCCUUAAAGGGGUUUCUUGAGGAAGGAUAUAAAUUUAAUCCUGUUACUCCCACGUCUCAGAAUGACUCCAACUACAACAAAAACCCCAAAACUUCUGAUAAACCCUUCUGCCUGGUCAACAUUAUACCUGCAAACAGAGUGUCACUCAUGUACCAAAAGCUUAUUAAAAAGAUGAAAGAGAUCCGUGAGGUGGCUUCAGAGUAUAGUAAGUCCUGUUAUUAUAGUUUAGAAUCAUCUCGAAAUGUUUUUUUAUAGUGGCACAAUUAUUCCCCAAAAACAUACCAUAGUGUUUGAUUUGGUCUGAAGGUGUUGAUUGUUUUUCUAUAUCAGCAGCCCUGACUGUAGUUCUGACUGCAAAGCAAAUCACAAGUUUAGAUUAAUCCGUUCGUUCUAAUAGUUUCUAUAGUAACAACUCACACAGGGACUUUUAUUUGUUCUAUGGAAGGAGUCUCCAGUUUCAACACUUUGUA